Molecule: messenger RNA, 1285 nt
Organism: Sesamum indicum (sesame)
Lineage: Eukaryota; Viridiplantae; Streptophyta; Magnoliopsida; Lamiales; Pedaliaceae
Product: RNA-binding (RRM/RBD/RNP motifs) family protein
Biological process (GO): mitochondrial mRNA modification; cytidine to uridine editing
Cellular component (GO): mitochondrion
Molecular function (GO): RNA binding
Source: RefSeq, a predicted model, not a curated record
AAUAUCUCCUAUUUUGCCUUUGUCCAUCCUUCUACAGUGCUGGCACUAAACAUGGAAGUACUGCUCUCUUCUUCAUCCGCCGCCGCAACGGCCGCCGUCACCGCCACGCCCUUCACCACCACCGCAACUUUCUCAGCUAAAAUUCCUACAAACUCGCACGCCAAAUCCCCCCAACUUACCUCCUAUUGCAGCAAGAAAGUAGCCCGCAACCUGCUCUGUCCCAUUUCUUGUUUUUCCUCUUCUGUAUCAAGAACUGUAAGAGCAGAAACCAGUGCGACCUGGACCUCUUCGAUCACCCAUUUCGGUAAAACUGGUACUAGUUAUGACAAUCGGCAUUGGAUGGUGCUCGUCGAAGCCCCUACACAAGAACUCACUGCAAAGUCCCAAAUUAUUGAUUACUAUGUCAGCAAACUGGAAAGUGUUUUAGGCAGUGAGAAGGAUGCUCAAAUGUGUAUAUAUGAUGCUUCUUGGGAGACCCAUUUUGGUUUCUGCUGUGACAUUGAUGGAGAAACAGCUCAUGAACUAGCGAAUAUGGCUGGGAUACUUUCAGUUAAGCCGGACCUUGAUGUUGAUUCCGUACAGAAAGAUUACAGCUUUUCAAAGUUUGAAUUGGACACUGAACCAACAUCUUUCAACGGGAGCACAUUGUUGUUUCCUGCUGGAGCUACAAAACACUGGCUUGUUCGAAUGCACAGACCAGCAGUCGGAGCAAUCAGGAAGGCUCAGGUGGUUGAUUAUUACGUCCAAGUCUUAAUGAGAGUAUUGAGGAAUGAGAAAGACGCUCAAAUGUGCAUGUAUCAUAUUUCCUGGCAAUCCAACUAUGGUUUCUGUUGUGAACUUGAUGAUGAGUGUGCUCAAGAAUUAGCCGCUGUGCCCGGUGUUUUGUCAGUCAAACCAGAUGAAAAUUUCGGGUCAGAUGAUAAAGAUUAUGGAGGUGAUAAUUCUGGAGGCUUGCAGGAUUCCUCAGCAACAAGUCUAACAGGCAAUAUCAAAACAAAAAAGCUCUUCGUAACUGGUCUGUCCUUCUAUACGUCGGAGAAAACCUUACGUGCAGCAUUUGAAGGCUUUGGCGAACUGGUUGAAGUGAAAAUCAUAAUGGACAAGAUCUCCAAGAGGUCCAAAGGUUAUGCUUUUGUGGAGUACACUACUGAGGAGGCGGCGAGUACUGCUCUGAGAGAAAUGAACGGAAAGAUCAUCAAUGGCUGGAUGAUAACAGUCGAUGUUGCUAAGAAGAACCCACCAAAGUACAGCCACGGACAACCUAGACCUACAUCCUGAUGACCCA